AUCAUGCGCCUGAGUUGCAACCACGACUAUACAGUAUCAUCCUCGUACUGUUGAAAUUACUACUCACGUCGCAUCUGAACAUCUCCUGUGUCUAUCACAAAUAUUCUGAGCUCAUGACCGCACGGUAAUACAUUAUGACAGCGCAACGUGUUACUAUAACAUACAGCGCACCUCCAGCGUUCCUAGCCACGGACCACUGGAAGCAGGUCUACGCUGCAUUGCUUUCUCAGCUCCCACUUCGAAACCUGCAUUGGAAAUCUGCGACCCGACCAAAUAUUCGCACUAUUCAGGAGCUGGAUGUAAACCUCGUUUCUGCAGAAGCUAAACAGACGGAGCACACAUCGCAGAUCCCUCAGACUGUUCUGGAGAAGCCGCUACUCAGUGCAUAUAUUGUCGUGUGUGAUGUAAGUUCGAUACGGAGACAUAUCGGAAUACAGUCAAGAAACAGAUCAAAGAAUGGCAUUCAACAGUGACGCAACGCAAGAACAUGGAAUGGCUUAUUAUCCACAUCGUUCGACCCGAUGCUAUUGCUACUAGCGGGCGUAUGUUUCAAAUGAAAGCUUCUGUAUUGGACAAAAUCAAGGCUGAUUUCAAUGUUGAAAAGCGUGACCGUUGUGUCGAAUUAGUUUGGGCAUAUGACUCAGAUUACGAAAACCCGACAGCUUGGGCAGAUUUGAUUGGAAAGCUCAAGGAUGGCAUUUUGUGUGCAUUCGAUGCCGCUGUGGCUCAGCGCGAAGAGGAGGUGAAGCGUUCAGAAGGCCAGAGACAAAUGCCUGGAUGGAACUUUUGCACAUUCUUCAUCCUGAAGGAAAGUCUCGCAAAUUCCUAUGAGGGCAUGAACCUGUACGAAGACGCUCUAGAUACGUACAACGAACUGGAAAUCUUGUUCUUCCAGGUUCUACGGGAGAAGAACCUUUCUUGGUUUGGGACUUUGAUAAAUCCAGCCCCGAAAGAUGAUUCCCUUCCCCUGUUGUCUCACUCGAAGAAGCCAUACCGGGACCUCAUCUUGGCCAACACGAUUUCGGUCUUUGAUUUCAGAACCUACCUUCUGGCUCGACAAUGUUCGAUACUGGGUUAUCUAGGUCACGUCGUUGAGAUUGCAAGGAAAGCCGUCGCGUUCCUCAGUGCCUUCGGUCGACGACUACGGGAUAUUGAGGAAAUUUUGCCUACUCAUUUCAUAGAAUCCUGGACAUACUCGUCUGCCUUGAGUGUCGUAGAGCAAUGUGAUGCAUGGGCAACUGGCUUGGAAAUGAACAAGGCAACUAUAGCCAGUUUUAACGCUGUGAAGGGGGAACUCGUUGAGCUUGCAAGACACCAACUUGAUAUCAUUGGCAUCAGUGUGGGGCAUCUGCCCAAUAGGCCACCAUUCUCUAUGGCUUUUCCGUCUAAUUCGCGAAGAGAUGGUGGCACCCCAGCGACUUCAUCCACUCAACGGAUAUCGAAGAGCGAGAUUCUAAUGGCGCUGGAAGAUAAGAAUGCGUUCUAUAAGGUCUACAUCGGCAUCACGAACCGUGCUAUUGAAUUGUACGCAACCGCGGGAAGGCGAAAGUUUGCGUUAAAAAUGCAUGGCGACUUGGCUGCGCUCGACGUACAUCGUGGUCGUCUUUCGGAGGCCCUUCAAACCUUCACAUCUCUACCUGCACACUAUGCUCCUCACGGAUGGACGUCUCUUGAAUCGUACAUGCUCUUCCAAGCCUUGGGCAUCCAUACAGCAGCCGAGAAACCGAGGGACCGUGAAUGGAUCUUUAUUCUCCUUGACUUUCUGAAGGCAUACGUUCAAGACCUUGGGAAGGAACUUCUGAUGAAUACAGAAGACCACAUCGAAUAUGUUACAAGUCUGGUACAAGCUUUACAUGAAGCUACGCAGGAGGCAGAGUCAGAUCUAUCCCAUCAUGACCAUCCGGCUAUUUCAGUAUCUGUUCCUAAUGGCCAGGCCAGAACCGCUGACAAUCGAGAUGGCGCAUUGCUGGAAGUCCAAGUGACGAAUGCCCUGCCGUGUGAUGUCCCAGCGGAUGAAGUUAUCAUCAACCUUACUGGCCGUGAUGGUGCCAAACUGACAUUCUUGGAAAAUGUAAAAUCAUUGAAGCCGGGCAAAAACGCCAUUACGCUGUUCUGCCAUUCUGCGACACCCGGUAUCUAUUCGUUACAUAGCAGUCAAGUACGAAUGUCCAGGCUCAGCCUCCACUGGCUGCAUUCGUCAACCCCACCACCUAGUAGCAGUAGUGCUUCUCGUUCCAAGAAGCCUCCAACACUCGUAUCCAUCCCUCGGGACAUACGCGCUCUGGACGUUCGUCUUCGCCAACCGCGUCGCAUGGAGCUUGGUACACCAGCACGUAUUGUCGUGGCUUUCAACACCGGUCGCAACCAUGUAACACGGGCAAGUGUCAAGCUCUCAGCACCCUCCGGCGUCGAAUUCAGACAUAACGAAGCAACGUUGAUCGACUCAGAUAAUGAUGCUUUAGAGGCAGGAGAAGAUACAUUCGUGUUGUCAGACGUGGAAGCCGAUAAGACUGUCUAUGUAUCUGUGCCACAUUCAGAUGCAUCUGCUUUCCAUGCUAUGCGGGUUAAUAUCACCGUCGAGUACACAACAUUAGUAGAACCAGACGUGAAUAGGUCACUGACACUUGUCCGAGUGGUACUCACAUCGCUUCCCCUCGCGAUCAAUGUUGAAGAUUUCUUCAGAGGAACAAGACUGUUCACUCGCUUCACUUUGUCUUCGACUUCCCACCAACACAUACGCCUGAAAUCUACCGAGUUGCGGGCGACUCGAGAUGACGACGGACUGAAGAUAGCCAAAGCCAUGCCGCGGUCGCGGACGGUUACGACUAUUACACCUGAGCAGCCUGGCAAGUUCCUGUUCCAGCUCGACUCGGCAAGAGGGCAAGAUCGGGAGCCUCUGAAACUUCACAUUAUAUAUCGUGUCCUGCGCGAAGAAGUGGAAUCUGUGAUAGAAUCAGCAGUCGAUAGUUCAUUGUCGGAGUCCGUGUCGCUACAGCAGUACCGUGCUGAGCUCAUAGAUACACUGGUACAAGCACUGGAGAAGGAUGCUUCGUGGGUGAACAGAUACGAGGCGACCGGCGAACUCAUCGUUCCUGGAAUCCCAGUACAAGAUGGCGAAGUCGGGGAGGCAUUGGCUCACCUCAUCGAGACCCUAGCGAAUCCUUCGUCGAAUCAAGAGCCGUCUGGGGAAUGGCGCGAAAUCAUCAUUCCUGUGGAUGUUCCCCAAAUGCAUAUUGUUGCGGCUGCACGCCUUCGUGUCCUUUCAAAUCCGUUCAAUCCGGAUGCUGUAGAAUCCCUUCCACCAUUGUUUGCAGGUCAACCGAUCUCCGCGCUUUUGACAAUCAAGGCGUCAUUUCACUGGGCUCCAGCCGAAGAUGUUGAAAAGCGCAGCUACCGUAUGAGAUAUGACAUCGAAGAGAGGACUAAAGAUUGGCUCGUGAGCGGCCAGAAGACGGGUGAAUUUAUUGCAGAGGACGAUCGGACCUUCACAACUUCAGUUACUUUGAUUGCCCUUCAUCACGGCCACCUCAUCCUUCCCAAGGUUUCUGUCGCAGCGCUACCUAUUCCUGGUGAAGGAAGGAUGAAAGCUCCAUUGAUACCCAGUUGUGAGACUUACCAGGCACACGGCGCCGAGGCUAUUUUGGUUCUUCCACGCGGUGGGAGGAGUACUUUCGUGGUUAACAUGGGUGGAGAGUAGACAUGGUUCUGGACCUGUUAUUAUACCAUAAUUUAUUUGUUCUGUUUCCGCCGUUGUACGGCGACCAUUAGAGACAUCGUGACAGGAUAAACGCCAGACGUAACACGCACGGCCUGUGUGACAAGGUCG
Somion occarium is the source of this 3826-nucleotide messenger RNA. The record is from the annotation of a GenBank genome assembly. NCBI's taxonomy places the organism in Eukaryota, Fungi, Basidiomycota, Agaricomycetes, Polyporales, Cerrenaceae.